AAAUGUCAUUAUUGUGUUAAAUCGAUUUUUAGGUUUGGAUUUGACACACACCACAAAACACGAAAUAAAACUCAAAAACUCCGAUAUUCGCAGCGAAGAAGGCUGCUUAUAUUGAAAUUAUCAAAUAAAGUUCAAAUCGCCUCAAAAUGACGCAAGGAAAAGUAGUUUUAAUGGCUUGCGGCAGUUUCAGCCCUCCAACCUACAUGCACUUGCGAAUGUUCGAAAUAGCGAGAGACCACAUAAACUCCUCGGGAAUGGAGACAGUGGUUGGAGGGAUCAUGUCUCCCGUACAUGAUGCCUAUGGGAAGAAAGACCUAGUCACUGCUAAUCAUAGGAUAGCGAUGCUGAAGCUGGCUCUCAAGUCCUCGGACUGGAUCAAGGUGUCGGAGUGGGAGACCAGGCAGUCGGGCUGGACCAGGACCCGGCUGUCGCUGGCCUACCAUCAGGAUGCCCUCAACAAUUACAGCCUCUACCAGAACAACUCUGAAGGCUGUAUGUCGUGGAUGCCGGAUGAUAUCCUCAAUGUUAAUAACAUGAAUGGUCUCGACGAGCCAGACAACUACCAGUCCCUAAACGGCAACCCCCCGUCCCCGGACGCGCGGGGGGCGCGGGGGGCGCGGGGGGUCGCCGUGCGGCUGCUCUGCGGCGCCGACCUGCUGGAGAGCUCCGCGACCCCCGGCCUGUGGGCCGACGACGAUAUAGAGGCGAUAGUCGGUCGGCACGGGUUAGUCGUCAUCACUCGUAGUGGCAGCAACCCAGACAAGUUUAUCUACGACUCGGAUCUCCUCUACAAACAUAGGCGCAACAUAACCCUAAUAACCAACCACAUCCCCAACGAGGUCAGCUCAACUGUCCUACGCCGGCUCGUGCGCCGCGGCCACAGCGCGCGCUACCUGACCGCCGACCCCGUGCUCGAGUACAUCCGAGUACACGCGCUGUACUCACCGCCGCCGACCCACACUGAGUACAAUCUACUACACGACAUGAUCGCUAAAUACGACCAAAAGUUACCCCAAGACACCAUCAUGACGUCUCCAGAAGAAGCCAACUUCAAAAACAUACUCAUAUCCAUCAGAGACAAACCCCACAUCGUAGAUGAGACCAUAACGGUCAAGAAACCACGUAAAACUCACUAUCUUCUACCCUACACACAUACAGACUUCGUCAGCCCUAUUGAUAGCAAGCCGAAACAGGCUUUUAUUGAUAAAGUCCCGGCCACAUACGUCCCCGGGAAAGCAGUGAAGAUUGUGAGCGAAAAAUCGCACGACGAAAAGGUGAGUUUCGCCGAAAGCACGUAUUCGUCUUUGGACAGCUAUUUGUCGGCGAAAGACGAUGUCGAUGCCGAAUUGUACAAGCGUAGGGUGAGCGAGGGUAAUGUGGACGCGGCCGUUCCAAAAGACACGAUAAAAAAACGCUGUUCGUCAUCAACUAUUAAGAAACUCACGGGUAAAAAGAAUGAGAAUAUCAAAAAGUCACGGUCGGAAGUGAGUAAGUUGUGCGAAAAGAUGAGGAAUGCUAAGUUGAGAGAGAAGGAUGGCAGGAAUUAUAAGACGCGUAGUUGCAAUGACAUUGUCAGGUUGGUGCUGACGAAGCAUGGCAUACAUGUCAUUAGCGAUACCGAGGCUAUAGUUUAAAGCUUAAAGCCUAAUGUAAAGGUUUUAAUUUCGAAACUUCUCUGGGUUUGUCGCGCAAAUCUAUACACAAAAGAGAUAAAAACACUUAUUCAAAAUAGAAUGCAAACGAUAAGAAUCUUAUCAUAAGAUAUAAUAUAACAUAAAAGUAAAAGGGCCGAUUUGACCACUUACCGACACGUGGGCAGUCUGAUAUAAAAUUAAUCUAAAAUAGUAAUAAUCUUUUUGUGCUUUCGGGUUGUUCAUAGAGCAAAUUUCCUCGUAAAUUGGCGAAUAACGAUUAAAUAUAAACUUAUCUAGAUGAGCCAACUGACGGUCGUAUAAAUACUUAUAUAAUUUCAGUAUUACAAAA
Messenger RNA from Plutella xylostella (diamondback moth), 1983 nucleotides. The record is from RefSeq and is a predicted model, not a curated record. NCBI's taxonomy places the organism in Eukaryota, Metazoa, Arthropoda, Insecta, Lepidoptera, Plutellidae.